Harpegnathos saltator (Jerdon's jumping ant) is the source of this 2127-nucleotide messenger RNA. RefSeq names its product chymotrypsin-2. Gene Ontology annotation, biological process: proteolysis. The record is from RefSeq and is a predicted model, not a curated record. NCBI's taxonomy places the organism in Eukaryota, Metazoa, Arthropoda, Insecta, Hymenoptera, Formicidae. The coding region runs from base 283 to 1041 and encodes 252 amino acids. Gene Ontology annotation, molecular function: serine-type endopeptidase activity. The transcript has 7 exons.
AUAUUAUUUGUUUAGAUUGAUCUAAUCUACACGAUAGAUUUAUGUGUUAUCAUCAAGUAUCCUGUAUAAAAAGCACAAAAGUAUACUUAUCAAUUAUGAUAAUACAAAGUGGGGCAGUAAUCUGCUAAAUGCUGUUUUAUCCACUGCAAUCAGAUUUGCCAAGUCGCACUUUAAAACUAGAUAUGUUAGCGAUAAAGUCGAUAUAAGUAAACCGAGGUAUCGCAAAGGUAAAUAUUUCAUUGGAUUACACAAUAUAGACAACGUCGCGGGAAACGAAUAACUAUGACAUUAACGCUAUUGUUAUUAAUUCUUUCGUUGAGUGCUUCUCACGCUCAAUUGGAACCCAGAAUUGUAGGAGGAAGGAACGCUGAGCCGGGCGAAGUUCCGUAUCAAGUAUCUCUACAGAAGAUUAAAACGCAACAUAACUUCUGUGGUGGCGUUAUACUUAAUAAAUACUACAUACUGACCUGCGCUCACUGUAUGUUCGAGAAAGACAUCAAACUUCUCUCGGCAGUUGUGGGGACAAUUGAUUUACGACUGCCAUUCUCAACGCAUCUCCUCGAGUCUAGCUACAUACACGAAAAAUAUAAUCGUACAGAUUCGUGGAUUAACGAUAUCGCUCUGAUUAAGGUGCAAACGCCAUUCGUGUUUUCCUUCUUGGUACAUCCUGUCAUAUUACCGCGACAGGAUGAAAUCGUUAAGGCUGGGGCGACAGCAGUCGUAUCGGGAUACGGCAGAUUACAGCAUAAUGGAAAAAAGACGAAACAAUUACACAUCGUGAGCAUCAAGAUAGCCGAUCAAGCUCACUGCAAAGCUAUGUACAAGGAGCGAUCAAGGAUCAUAUACAACACGCAAAUCUGUGCAAAUGACCCUACCGUGGAGAAAGGUUCGUGCAAGGGUGAUUCCGGCGGGCCUCUGAUGGUCGAUGGAAAACUCGUAGGACUCGUCUCGUGGUCAGCACACUGUUCUGACACGAAAUAUCCUGCUGUGUACACACGCGUCCCGUCGUACAUCAAUUGGAUUUCAAAGCAUAUAAUAUAACUUGAAAUAAUUAACGGAACGACUGAAAUCAAUAUUUUAAUGUAAUGCGCGCGGAAAUUGAAUUAAUACAUGUAAUACGCAUUAUAUGUCCGAAUGUAGGCGUAAAUUUUCUCGGGAUACAUGUGGAUAUCACAUUGUUCAAAUGCUUAUUAAUAUUAUUUUACGCUGUUAUAUUUAUUAUUUCGCGUACACCAGAAAAAAUCAAUUCUCGUCGCAAAUAUUGAAAUACGAAAUAGACGAAAACAAUCGAGUACUUUAGCAUACUUGCUUGCCUUUAACGAGACAAUGACAAUCGCCAAGAAAAAAAGAAAUAUUGUGUUUGCGGUUGACCUUUUGCGGACGAAUGAAUCGUGUUGAUUAACGAGUACCGGCUGCGCUCGCGAAGAAAGAGACAAAAGUUUAACGAACGCAUCGUUGAAAGAUAUUCAUCAGGCAUCAAAUCCGAAUUGAAUAGAAAAGUAGUUUGCGGAGGGACGACACAUCGCGCCGGUAGGCUUCGCUUUUACGACGUCGUAGAGAUAGUGAAAACGCCCGGCUGAACCGCGCAAUUCGACGCAAUUCGUGCACAGACUCUGCGCACGAAUUGUCUCGUCUGUGCACGAGAUUAAAAACUAAAAUACCUUGAUGCGAAUAAGAAACAAAUCCAAGGAGGAGAUCGAUGAGCAAAUAAUAGUGUAGGAAAUAAUACGCUCGCACGCUUCAAGCAAUUAUCACGUGAGACGCGCAAUUAUAAUCCGAAUCCCGGAAAAAGCAGCUACGUAUUUUCUUACAUUUCCUCCUCGCGCUGCAGCUUUCUACGGGACUUUCUGUUCCCUCGGGUGGUACGUAUAAUUGUUAAGAAUUACGGUGCGAGGAGUUCUCGCAAGUUUGUUUGCUCGGAUUUACGUCGCCUUUAAUUCUCCUAAACGCGUUACGCGGAUGUGACUUGCAUACGCUCCAACUUGUAUGUGCACAUAAUAAUUGCUAUCUUUGCGUAAUUAAGAGAAACAGUCCGGAUAUUCUUACGGAUAAAAAUCCGUGAAAAAUAUGGAGUCACAUAGAUAGGUUACAUCAACAUUCGUCAUAGAUUAAAAUUUUUCUAAACCG